Messenger RNA from Arvicola amphibius (Eurasian water vole), 1605 nucleotides. RefSeq names its product glypican 5 (gene Gpc5). The transcript is spliced from 7 exons. The record is from RefSeq and is a predicted model, not a curated record. Gene Ontology annotation, biological process: cell migration; positive regulation of canonical Wnt signaling pathway; regulation of protein localization to membrane. The coding region runs from base 1 to 1605 and encodes 534 amino acids. Gene Ontology annotation, cellular component: extracellular region; cell surface; plasma membrane. Lineage: Eukaryota; Metazoa; Chordata; Mammalia; Rodentia; Cricetidae.
AUGGACGCCGGCAUCUGGCGUCUGAGCUGGCGCUGUCUCCUCCUCCUGGCUCUCCUUGGAUCUACCCGGAGCGAGGGUGUGGAGAGCUGCGAAGAAGUUCGGAAACUUUUUCAGUGGCGACUUGGGGGAGCUGUCAAGGGACUGCCGUAUACGCCGCGGGCAGGACCUGAUCUUCAGGUUUGUGUAUCCAAAAACCCAACAUGCUGUACCAGGAAGAUGGAAGAGAGAUACCAGAUUGCAGCUCGGCAAGAUUUGCAGCAGGUGCUUCAGACAUCCAGCUCAACAUUAAAGUUGUUAAUAUCUCGAAAUGCAGCUGCUUUUCAAGAGACCCUGGAAACCCUCAUCCGGCAAGCAGAGAAUUACACCAGCAUCCUUUUCUGCAACACCUACAGGAACAUGGCCUUGGAGGCUGCCGCUUCCAUUCAGGAGUUUUUCACUGAUGUAGGGCUCUAUUUAUUUGGUGCAGAUGCUAAUCCUGAAGAAUUUGUAAACAGAUUUUUUGACAGUCUUUUCCCUCUGGUCUACAACCAUCUCAUAAGCCCUGGUGUGACUGACAGUUCUCCCCAAUACUCUGAAUGCAUCCGAAUGGCCCGCCAGAAUGUUAGUCCAUUUGGUAAUAUUCCCAAAAGAGUCAUGGGGCAGAUGGGGAGGUCCUUGUUGCCCAGCCGCACAUUUCUACAGGCCCUUAAUCUGGGCAUUGAAGUCAUCAACACCACGGACCACAUGCACUUCUCCAAGGAAUGCAGUCGAGCCCUCUUGAGGAUGCAGUAUUGCCCGCACUGCCAGAACCUCAUGCUCAGUAAGCCCUGUAUGGGGUACUGCCUCAAUGUCGUCAGGGGCUGCCUCGCCCACAUGACAGAGCUCAAUCCACACUGGCAUGCUUACAUCCGGUCUUUGGAAGAGCUCUCAGAUGCAAUGCACGGGACCUACGACGUUGAGCACGUGCUCCUGAACUUCCACCUGCUUGUGAAUGAUGCUGUGUCGCAGGCACACCUCAAUGGGCAGAAUCUACUGGACCAGGUGACUAAGAUUUGUGGCAAUCCAGUGAGGACAGUGACACAGAGCCCCCGCUGUACGUCUGAUGCAAGCAAAGAGAAGCAUGGAGUGAGGAUCUCUACAAGGAAUGGCGAGGAGACACUUGCCAACAGAAGAAAAGAAUUCAUCAACAGCCUUAGACUGCACAGGUCUUUCUAUGGUAGCCUGGCUGAUCAGCUUUGCAUCACUGAAUUAGCUGCUGCUGAAGGAAGGCCCUGCUGGAAUGGAGAGGACAUAGUGAAAAGCUAUGCUCAACGAGUGGUUGGAAAUGGGAAGAAAGCCCAGUCUGGAAACCCCGAAGUCAGAGUCAGAGGAACUGACCCUGUGAUAAACCAGAUCAUUGAUAAACUGAAGCAUGUUAUCCAGUUGUUACAGGGUAGAUCACCCAAACCCAACACAAGGGAGAUGCUUGAGCCAGGCAGUGGUGGCGGCAUGCUGGAACAAUCCAGUGGGGACUGUGAUGACGAAGACGGCUGUGGUGGAUCAGGGAGUGGAGAAGUCAAGAGGACCCUGAAGAUCGCAAACUGUGAGUGCAUGGAUCUAGCAUUACUUUCAAAUGGUUGGUUUUGA